This is a messenger RNA of Grammomys surdaster, 1749 nucleotides long. It is a transcript of the gene Calcoco2, whose product is annotated as calcium binding and coiled-coil domain 2. Gene Ontology annotation, cellular component: autophagosome; PML body. NCBI's taxonomy places the organism in Eukaryota, Metazoa, Chordata, Mammalia, Rodentia, Muridae. The transcript has 12 exons. The record is from RefSeq and is a predicted model, not a curated record. Gene Ontology annotation, biological process: positive regulation of autophagosome maturation; xenophagy. Bases 1 to 1749 code for a protein of 582 amino acids.
AUGGAGCAGCACCCCAUACCUACCUUGCUGGAACAUGGCAAUUUCUCUCGGGUCCUGUUUAACAAUGUGGAGAAGUUCUAUGUGCCUGGAGGAGAUGUCAUGUGCUGUUACACCCUCACUGAAAACUUCAUCCCUCGUCGCAAGGACUGGAUCGGCAUCUUUAAAGUAGGGUGGAAGACGACCCAGGAGUAUUACACCUUCAUGUGGGCUCCCUUGCCCAAAGACCUGAACAAAGGAUCAGCCACACAGCAGGAAAUCCAAUUCAAAGCUUAUUAUCUGCCCAAGGACAUGGAGCAUUACCAGUUCUGCUAUGUGGAUGAAGAUGGUUUGGUCCAGGGAGCAAGCAUCCCUUUCCAGUUCCAUCCAGACCCUGACGAGGACAUAAUGAUUGUUAUCAAUAAGGAAAAGAUGGAAGAGAUGGAACAGCUCAGUGAGGAGCUUUACCAAGAAAACCAGGAGCUGAAAGACAAGUAUGCUGACCUCCAUGAGCAGCUCCAGAGGAAGCAGGUGGCACUGGAGGCAACACAGAAGAUAAAUAAGAACUUAGAACAGGAAGUGGAAGAGAAGGCCUCUUGGGAGGAGGAGAAGGCCUCUUGGGAGGAAGAGAAGGCCUCUUGGGAAGAAGAGAAGGCCUCUUGGGAGGAAGAGAAGGCCUCUUGGGAGGAGGAGAAGGCCUCUUGGGAGGAGGAGAAGACAUCUUGGGAGGAGAAAAAGGCCUCCUGGGAGGAAGAGAAGACAUCUUGGGAAGAGAAGGCCUCUUGGGAGGAGGAGAAGGCCUCCUGGGAGGAAGAGAAGGCCUCCUGGGAGGAAGAGAAGGCCUCCUGGGAGGAAGAGAAGGCCUCCUGGGAGGAAUUGAAGGCCUCCAGGGAGGAAGAGAAGACAUCCUGGGAAGAGGAGAAGGCCUCUUGGGAGGAAGAGAAGGCCUCUUGGGAGGAAGAGAAGGCUUCCUGGGAGGAAUUGAAGGCCUCCUGGGAGGAAGAGAAGGACUCUCGAGAGAGUGAGCUGCUCCACCUGAAAGAAUACAACCAGAAGAUAACCUCAGAAAAGGAGGACUUGGGGAUUCAACUAAAAGAGCUUCAGACCCACCUGGCAACUAAAGAAAAAGACAUGGAGGAGCUGAUGGUGAGAGAUCAAGAAAAGACAGAGCAGCUGGAAAAGCUCAAGAGAGAAAACAGCCUGCUCUCCACCAGCUUAACUGAACAGGAGCCUAAGAACAAGUCAACAGCAACGGAGGAGGAGUUAGCAAGAGAGGUGGAUCGCCUCAAGGCGAAGGUAGAGGCUGGGAGAGCCUGUUACAUAGAGAAGUACAAAGAGUGUCAGCGACUGCACAAACAGAUCAGGCAACUCAGGGCCUCUACAAUGGACAAGAAUGCUACCCUAUUAGGACAGCUCAGCACCUUCAAGACCGAUAACAAUGUGUUGAACAAAGAAAACGAGAGACUAAACUCCAAAAUUGCUCUUCUGAUGAAGGAGAAUGAAGCACUGCAGAGGUCCCUGGACAACAAAGAUGUCUCUUCACCUCAAGGAGCUGCUAAGCCAGAGGUCCCUUCACCUCCAGAACCUGGUAAGCCUGAGGUCCCCUCACCUCCAGAAGCUGGUCUCGAAGGAAGUUGUUUUUCUCCUUACAAGGACUCGUCACCAGACCGGGAGCAGAAGGAGCCCCAAGAUUUCAUCUGUUCACUUUGUACGAAGGUCUGCCCUGCAACAGAGAGAUGGGACCCUGCCCUGCCUGAGGACCCCAACCUGUGA